Molecule: messenger RNA, 2607 nt
Organism: Canis lupus familiaris (dog)
Lineage: Eukaryota; Metazoa; Chordata; Mammalia; Carnivora; Canidae
Gene: PAQR7
Product: progestin and adipoQ receptor family member 7
Exons: 3
Coding region: 553-1599 (348 amino acids)
Biological process (GO): response to steroid hormone
Cellular component (GO): plasma membrane
Molecular function (GO): nuclear steroid receptor activity; steroid binding
Source: RefSeq, a predicted model, not a curated record
CCAACACCUGGCACACAGUAGGCCUAAAACAAUUAGAAUGUCUCCGGGUCUGAUGGGCCCUUUGAUGUUGCUGAUAAAUUUAUUCUCUCCUUUGAUAUUCGGAGAAACAGGGCCAAGAGGGGUAUCGAAUUGUGACUUGUCCUGUGACUUGUCCGAGGUCACACAGGGAGUGAAUGGCUGAGCCAGGACCAGAACCCAACAAAAAUAGCAGGGUCGCGCUGUGCCGGAGCCAACACCUUCCAUUUAGAACUUUGUUUUGCUUUCACAAGAGCCCAAGGGGUAGCUAUUACUCUCCUUCGAUUAUGAAUGAGGAACUAGGCUAGAGAGGCUAAGGGACUAGAAAGCAAAGUCACACAGCUGAUAAGUUUCAGACCUGAAAUCCCAUCCUCACAUAAAAAUGGGGACCUGGCUUCUCUUGAGAUAGUCUGCCGGAGGGAACAGAAGCCAAUCCAGUUUGCCUGGCCUCCAUCAACCAGGCCCUGGUCACCUGGUCUCAGCCCAGCUUUGCCCUCCUUGCUGUGUGAACCUUGGCUCCCUGCCUGGCCCACAGCCAUGGCCACGAUGGUGGCCCAGAAGCUCAGCCAUCUCCUGCCCACCUUGCGGCAGGCCCACCAGGAGCCGCAGCCGUCCGGGCAGCCGGAGCCUGUCUUCACGGUGGACCGAGCCGAGGUGCCACCCCUCUUCUGGAAGCCGUACAUCUACGUGGGCUACCGGCCGCUGCAUCAGACCUGGCGCUUCUACUUCCGCACGCUCUUCCAGCAGCACAACGAGGCGGUGAACGUCUGGACCCACCUGCUGGCCGCCCUGGUGCUGCUGCUGCGGCUGGCCGUCUUUGCGGGGACCGUGGACUUCUGGGGAGACCCACACGCCCUGCCCCUCUUCAUCAUUGUCCUCGCGUCCUUCACCUACCUCUCCCUCAGUGCCUUGGCUCACCUCCUGCAGGCCAAGUCCGAGUUCUGGCAUUACAGCUUCUUCUUCCUGGACUACGUGGGCGUGGCCGUGUACCAGUUCGGCAGCGCCCUGGCGCACUUCUACUACGCCAUCGAGCCCGCCUGGCACGCCCAGGUGCAGACCAUCUUCCUGCCCACGGCCGCCUUUCUCGCCUGGCUUUCUUGCACCGGCUCCUGCUACAGCAAGUAUAGCCAGAAACCUGGCCUGCUGGGCCGCACUUGCCAGGAGGUGCCCUCCGCGCUGGCCUACGCGCUGGACAUCAGCCCCGUGGUGCACCGCAUCCUGGUGUCCCCCGACCCCACGGCAGAUGACCCAGCUCUUCUCUACCACAAGUGCCAGGUGGUCUUCUUCCUGCUGGCUGCUGCGUUCUUCUCAGCCUUCGUGCCUGAGCGCUGGUUUCCUGGCAGCUGCCACGUCUUUGGCCAGGGCCACCAGCUCUUCCACGUAUUCCUGGUGCUGUGCACCCUGGCUCAGCUGGAGGCCGUGGCCCUGGACUACGAGGCCCGGCGGCCCAUCUAUGAGCCUCUGCACGCCCGCUGGCCUCACAACUUCUCUGGCCUCUUCCUGCUCACGGUGGGCAGCAGUGUCCUGACCGCGUUCCUGCUGAGCCAGCUGGUGCGGCGCAAACUCGACCGGAAGACCCAGUGAGGGGGGUGGCGGCCGGUAGGGAGGGAGGUGUUGAGGGAGUCCAGGGGUCCGGGCUUGGCUCCAGGUGGGAAUAAGGGCCUGGUAAAGUUGUUUGUGUCCGGCCUGCAAUGACUUUCUGUGAACGCCUCAGCUGCCGAUGAUGGUACUGGCCAGCCCUUGGAUUUGGGGAUUGACUAGGGGCUUGCUGGGCUCCACUCCUGGGCCUGCCCCAGGCCUCAGCCCUGGGAGGAGAAAAGAUAAAGAUGCAGGCCCGCCUGGUUUGCCUCUCCCCCCAGUGCCUCUCACCAGGGGUGAGGAUCAGGGACCAGCUGGGGGCAGGACCCUGGUUUGCAGCUUCCAGAUUAACUGAGAAGACAGAGUGAGGGUAGAAUUUAGGCCAGAACCAGGUUUGAGCUGAGAGGCAGAAGAGGGCUCAGCAGCUCCCCCUCUACCCAGAUUUCAUUGGUGGAUAGGGAAUGAAUGGAGGAUCUUAACAGUCCUUGAGCUCCAGCCUGGAGUUUUGGAGUUCUGGAGAGUCUCCAAAGGUAGAAGAUUGUGCUAGGUAGAAAUGGAUCCCCCCUGGUGCCCACACCUCAGUUACUGUCUCACGUGGGGAACCCCCACCUUUCUAGCUCUGGCCUCUAUGUCCCACACAUCCUGUUCCUAGCCUCUCUCCUGGUUUCCUUGUUCUUGAUUCAGUUAUUCUUUCAGUGUUUCCUGGGCCUCUGCUCAGAGGCAGGCUACCAGCUGAGUCCUGUGGGUUAAUGCAGGAUGAUGAGAGCUUUAAAAUUGGAAUGACCCCAUCAGGGGAAGUACUGAGGAGGGAAUAAUCAGUGCUGCUUGCCACCUCACGAGCUUGGGUUGGAAAGUGUGAAUAGGAGUUUGCAGAUGAAGAGGGGCAUUCCAGCCAAAGGGAAAAGCCUAUACAAAGGCCAAAGAGGUACUGAAGGGAGGAGGUCAUUGGGGUUGGACAUAGGGGUGGUCUGGACUCUGAUAUGUCCUGGAUGCAAUAAAGUGACUGAUACAACA